AUGGCUCGCUGUCGGGCAUUGCUACAGCUCGGUGCAACAGCGGCAGCCCUCUGGGGCUAUUCGGUGUUGCCGCUCUCGAUGGUUACUGCAGCGCCAACUCCCGAAUGUUGCGCGCUUCUUGCCCAAGUCUUUCCUGGUGAUGUCUCGCCUCGAGGCACUGAUGUGUGGACGUUUGAGAAUGAAGACUUCUGGUCUGCCACUGAAAUUCGUAACCCAUCUUGUGUCUUCCUGCCAGACUCAACCGAAAAGGUUGCGCAGGCAGUUGGCCUUUUUGUGGCCAACGAAUGCCGCUUCUCCAUCAAGGGAGGAGGCCACAGCGCAAUCCCCCAAGCCGCAAACAUCGACGAUGGUGUCCUCAUGCCCAUGAAGCUUCUCAACACGACCGAGGUGGACUUGGAAGCUGGUUCCAUACGUGCAGGAAUGGGCCUGUUGAUGAGAGACAUCUACCAAGCCCUUGACCCUCACAAUCUGACUGCUAUGAUUGGCCGCUAUGAGAAGGUCGGCAUGGGCCUCACUGUUGGAGCUGGCAUCUCGUACUUCUUCAACCGGGAAGGCUUUGCGGUGGACAAUGUCCUCAACUACGAGGUUGUUCUGGCAAACGGUUCAGUUGUGAACGCCAACCAAACGAGUCACCGCGAUCUUUUCAGGGCCCUCAAAGGUGGGAACAACAACUUUGGCGUGGUCACGCAUGCCACCCUGAGAACAGUGGAGACUGAAGGUGCAGUGUACGGUGGUGUGGUGUACUAUCCGGAGUCUUCAAUUCCCCAAGUGACGGACCAAAUUUACGACUACCACACCCGCCAAGCCGUCGAGGAUACUCUCACCCACGUUCUACCUCAGUAUGGCUACAAUGGAACGUCAAACGAAUCCAUCGCAUUUUGCCCAGUAAUUUACAAUCGGGCUGUUGACGAGCUGCCAGAGAUCAUGCGCGGAUGGGUCGACACACCAUACACCCAGAGCACGUUGAAGAAGAGACCAUACGCCGAUCUAGCGUUUGAACUUCAUGACGGUUUCCCCGAUCGUCAAGUCCAAGAGCAGCGUGUCUUCACUGUCUACGCCGAUGCCGACUUGUAUCGCGACGUGUGGGCCGCAUAUCACAGCUGGCUCCAACAAUGGCAACACAUCCCUGGGCUUUAUGGCCUGCAUGUUGUGAUGCCCAUCACUCAGAACUCGCUGGUGGCCAGCUAUUCGAAAAGCUCAAAUGUCUUGGGGCUGAAUGACAAUCUGACCAAUAAUCAAACUUUGGGAGUGCUGUACUUUGGUUUGACAAUGGACAGCAUGGAUGACACGGCCGAAAUUCUCCCCGCCCAUGCAGAGUUUGUUCAGUCCAUGAUCGAUCUUGCCAAAUCGCGAAACCUAUGGCAUCCGUACAUCAUGCUAACAUACUCUGGCUGGGAUCAACCUGCUAUCGCAAGCUAUGGUCCAGAGAAUGUCGCCUUCCUCUACGAGGUACAAGCCGCUUAUGACCCAACCCAUGUAUUCCAGAGAUUGGUCCCCGGAGGACAAAAGUUGCCCGAACCUGGGUCUUGGUAG
Molecule: messenger RNA, 1533 nt
Organism: Podospora anserina S mat+
Lineage: Eukaryota; Fungi; Ascomycota; Sordariomycetes; Sordariales; Podosporaceae
Exons: 6
Coding region: 1-1533 (510 amino acids)
Molecular function (GO): FAD binding
Source: RefSeq, a predicted model, not a curated record